AUGGACUCAAAGACAAGGGUUGACCUGGUCCACGAUGUGAUUCCAAUUGCAGAGCUUGAGCUGUGCAAGGCGAGUCAGCUGUGGCUCGAGCAAGCACUUUAUGAAACCACCAAGCUCAAGAUUACACUGACAUAUGACGAUCAGUGGAGUGUUGGUACAGAUCGCCCUAAAGAAUAA
Fusarium pseudograminearum CS3096 is the source of this 177-nucleotide messenger RNA. RefSeq lists its product as uncharacterized. The coding region runs from base 1 to 177 and encodes 58 amino acids. NCBI's taxonomy places the organism in Eukaryota, Fungi, Ascomycota, Sordariomycetes, Hypocreales, Nectriaceae. The record is from RefSeq and is a predicted model, not a curated record. The transcript has a single exon.